Argiope bruennichi is the source of this 3080-nucleotide messenger RNA. RefSeq lists its product as uncharacterized. Gene Ontology annotation, cellular component: membrane. The coding region runs from base 1380 to 2825 and encodes 481 amino acids. The transcript has a single exon. The record is from RefSeq and is a predicted model, not a curated record. NCBI's taxonomy places the organism in Eukaryota, Metazoa, Arthropoda, Arachnida, Araneae, Araneidae. Gene Ontology annotation, biological process: sensory perception of taste.
AGAAGAAAAAAUAGAAUUCUCUUUCAAAAUAUUAAAAAACAACCAUUAUAGUAUCCUAUCUUUAUUUAAAGCUGUCUGUAAACAGAAGAGUUAGCUUUUUUUCACACUGGAAUAGUAUAUAAAAUGACUUGAAUAACGAGUUUUAAAACAGAAUACGAGUUUAGUAAACGACUUGCAAAAUUUAUAGAACUAAACAUAUUCAACAACUGAAUUAAAAAUUAAAUACAUUUGAGGUUAUUAAAUUUUUUAACAGCUUAGAAAAUAUUUUGAAUGUUAAUAUACUCUGAAAAAAUUAUUUUAGGUAUCUGACAGUGCUCAUAAAGGUAAAUAUAUAUUUUAUAAUGCAGGUAAUAGUAUCCUAUUAUGCAAAUAAUUUGAAUAAAUUAAACUCUGACAAUUUCAUUAACAUCAAAAUAAUUACAGUAAAUUAGUUAAUAGAGAAAAAUUUGAAAUUGUGCCUUAGUGCGUAAUAUUAUCAUCUUAAAAAUAGUUUCGAAAACCGAAAAGAGAAUUUAGUAAAAGCAGAAAAUAUCAUUAAAAUUUAGGUAUUCGUAAAUGAUAUAGGCUGCAUAUAACUUAAUUAAAUUGUAUGGGCGGUAGAAAACAAUAAAAUUUGCACUUAUUUAAACACAGCACUUCGUAAAUUGAUAGUUUCCAUUCGCAAAAGAGAGAAAAAGACUAAAAACAAUGCAGUAUUGCAAAAAGCAACGUUUAUAAAAAGGCGCCAACUUUUAAGAUCUAAAUUUAUAUUUUUAAAAGUAAACAAUUCGUCAUAUUUUUGAAAACUGAUGUAUUGCUUUCAGCAGCAUUAUACAAGCUAUUUCUGACCAAUAUUGUGAACUAUUGCGAGAAAAGCACAUUUAAAAUUGCAUUUCGCUAAUACUAAGUUAAAGAUCUUGGAAGGAAUAAAAAUUAAAAAAUAUAUAUAAAUCAAAAAAACUUUUAAUAAAAUCUCGUAUAAAACUUUUCGGUAAUUAUUAAUAUCAUAAAGCAUAGUAGCAUAAUUACUCAUUUAUGUCAGAUAUAGCAUUAAUUAAGAGUAAUUUAUAAAGAUCUAGAUCAGCCUUGUUUGAUAAGUUCGAAAAAAAGUACUGGAAGAUCGGCUGAUUAAACGCACAUAAAAUUGCAUAUAUCCUGGAGCAGUAAAUGAUGCAUGUAAGUUCAAUAACAACAACAAAAUCUUAGGGAUUUCUUCCCUUGUAAUAUCAAAUCCAAUAUCGAACAAUUUUUAAGCUUGGUGAUAACAUAUUACAAUACUGGAGAACGUUAUAGCAUACUUUAAAAGUUCGAAGGACUGCGUUUUAACUACGCAACAGAAAGCUUUAAGGAGGAGAUCAUCUUCAGAGCUUUUGGAUUUUCUAAAAAGCAAACUGUUCUAUAUGAGCUUAUAUCCGCAAAAGGUUGAUUCCUUGGAGCUAGAUUUGGACGCGGUGAAGCAGAUCACUAAGCUGUCACCGCCUAUAAGAUGUUCGGCGGAUUCUUAUAACUCAUGCCCGCCGCCGCUCAUAUCUCCCUCAACAAUGUUGGAUCUAGAGUGUGUCAAGAGACAUUGCACCAGCAGUGAAUCUCACGUCACGAUGGAAAUUACGAACUUGCCACUCUCUUGUGACCAAAGAGGAGACAGAGAUGACCAUCAUCACCAUGACAGGCCCCGAUUCGACGGGCCUAAACUCUUUUACUGGUGGUCAUGGACCCUAGGUCUCACAGACCUUCUAGAAGAUGCUCCCAGGAAUGAUGCAGCCAACUGUUUCCUCCGUCCUGCUAUCAAGACCCUGGUGUUGUUGAUCUUGCAUGCUUUUGCUAUCCACUACGUGAUACUUCUGGGUUCACCUAACAGAAGUGGUCAUUUGUGGUUUACACUCGUGGUAUCCGUUGAUGCCGUGACCACCGUCAUACCUAUGGAUAUACUGCUCUUCAGGGUCAAACGAGUGAGGAACCUGACUUGCCAACUGCAAACUUUGCAUUUCGAAAAAUCAGCCUCCGAAACAAAGAGUUACAAAUGGGAGACGGUGGCCGUGGUAGUCACAGUUUUGUUCUUGGUGUUCUAUGUAGUGGCACUGUCCAUCAUAAUCCAGUCUUGGGACAUCCACCACAUGUUGGAAGCUCACUUGCCCUAUGUUCAACCAGUUUGUAUGUCGGAACAAUGUGCUUAUAAUGUGGUACUCUUGGUGUGGGGUACACACGUAAUGCUCAUCUGGGGUGUGAAAGCCUUCCUCGUAUUGUUCUUUUGCUUCAUCUGCAGCAACAGCCAAUUCCAGUUCGAGUGCUUGAACAAAAGUCUCAUCAUGAUGAAGGGAAAAGCAGACGUGGUGGAAGCGACUAUCAUCCACGAUAUAGCAGUUGAUCACAACAAACUGUGCGAACUGGUCUUUGAAGCAGAUAGGUUGUUCAAUGCAUCUGUCUUCAUCUGGUUUGCUUUUGUCCUCCUCGUGAUAUGCGUGGAGGUGAACAGCUUCCUCAGGCAAGAAAAGGGUCUCAUUUCCAGCGGUGGAACUGUUAUCAUGGUUCUAGAUUUCCUGUACGCCAUCGCGAUCGUGAUUUAUAUCGUGAUCGGAGGCUGUCGAGUUGCCGAAGUGGCGUUACAAACUAUUCCCUACAUCGUGAAUUUCGCUCGUUCCAAAGAGAUGCCCAGCCAGAGUGUCUACAAUGAAGUGCAGCUUAUUAUCAAUCGAGUCACUGUGUUCCCCGUAACGUUCACUGUCGGCAAGUUCUUUUAUAUAACCAGGAGCAUUCUCAUAACACUGGUGAGUGCUUUGUGCACAUACAUCAUAGUCCUUGUGCAGAUGAGUCCGGCUGUAAUGGAAAGCUUGAACUCAGGAUCUUGAGACUUCGUUACCGAACUCUUGGAUUUAUACUAUGAAUAAUUUGGAUUUAUUUCUUCCCUGUUUCUUUCGAUCCAAAAGUGAUUCUUUAUCUUCCAUGAUUGUGCAAAAAGGAUUAGUUCUAUGUUAAAACGAAUUCAAAAACUACAAAUGAUGUAUAAUGUAUUUACAUGUAAAUUAGUGUUCAAGACCUUCAGCUGUUAUAUUUCUGCGUUGGUAUGUGCUCAUAUUAACUGUUCGUAUAGAAUAAAUAUUUAA